UCUCCAAUAUACUUGAAUAAUUCGAAUGCUAUUACUUUUCCAAUGUAUUUCGCUUUCUAUAAGAACAGACGUUUGUACAAUGACUUCUUUAAUGACAAAAUUUAGGGCUCCCCCACUUAUUAUAUUUCUAUCUGGUAACUAUCUGUUUAUGUUGUGUCAUCAUAUACUCAAGUUCAGUUUUUUCAAAAAAAAAUUAUAAAAUAAUGGGAAAUUUUUUGUAAUAUAAGGCUUUCUAAGCAUGAAACAUUUUCACAGCAAUCACUUAAGCAUGAGGUUUCCUAUGUUUUCUUCCCCAUUGAUUCCUUUUUUACUUUUUGUUCUUUCAACCUCUGCCACUGCUUUGCAAUAUAGAUUCCCAAGGCUUAAUCCUGUUGGUGAAAAGUUUCUACAUCAUUCUCAAGUUCUGAAUCCACUUCCUCUGGAUGAUUUCAAGACUUAUUAUUACAAUCAAACACUUGAUCAUUUCAAUUAUAGGCCUGAAAGCUACACAACAUUCCCUCAAAGAUAUAUAAUCAAUUUUAAGUAUUGGGGUGGUGCGAAUUCGAGCGCGCCAAUUUUUGCUUACUUGGGUGCUGAAGCACCAAUAGAUGAUGAUUUAGAUUUUAUUGGGUUUAUGACAGAUAAUGCCAUUCAGUUUAAUGCUCUUCUAAUUUAUAUUGAGCAUCGGUACUAUGGAAAAUCAAUACCAUUUAGAUCGAGGGAUGAAGCAUUGAGAAAUGCGAGCACUCUUGGAUACUUUAAUUCAGCGCAAGCAGUAGCAGAUUAUGCAGACAUUCUUAUACAUGUAAAAAAGGAGCUUCAUGCUAAUUAUUCUCCUGUGAUUGUUAUUGGUGGAUCAUAUGGAGGAAUGUUGGCUUCAUGGUUCCGUCUUAAAUACCCUCAUGUAGCACUAGGAGCUCUUGCAUCUUCAGCUCCAAUCCUUUAUUUCGACGAUAUCACACCGCAUGAUGGGUACUAUACUGUUGUCAACAAGGAUUUUAGAGGUGUCAGUGAAACUUGCUACGAAACUAUUAAGAAAUCCUGGUCUGAGAUUGAAAUAGUUGCUUCUCAGCCAAACGGUCUGUCCAUUCUCGACCAAGAGUUCAAAACAUGCCGUCCUUUAAGAGGAUACUCUGAGUUGGAAGACUACUUGUGGUCCAUGUAUGCUACUGCAGCCCAAUAUAACCAUCCGCCUGGAUAUCCAGUCACCAGGAUCUGUGAUGCCAUUGAUGGAACUUUUUCUGUGAAUGGAACACUUAGCAAAAUAGCUGCAGGUGUAUUUGCUUUCAGAGGGAAUAUAUCCUGUUAUGUUAAUGAGCCCAGAAAUGAGACGGAAACUGAUGUAGGAUGGAGAUGGCAGUCAUGCAGUGAGAUGGUGAUGCCAAUAAGUUCAGAUGAUGAUAUGUUUCCACCAUAUCCUUUUGAUCUUCAAAGCGUCAUCAGUUAUUGCAAUCGACUGUAUGGUGUCCCUCCCAGGCCCCAUUGGGCUACCACCUACUAUGGAGGCCAUGAUAUACGACUCGUCCUUCAGAGAUUCGGUAGCAAUAUAAUUUUUUCCAAUGGACUCAAAGAUCCUUAUAGUAUUGCCGGGGUAUUACUCAACAUAUCAGACAGUCUCCUAGCGGUGUAUACGACUAAUGGAUCUCAUUGCUUGGACAUCUUAAAGGCGAAGGAAACUGAUCCUGAAUGGGUAGUGACACAGAGGAAGACUGAGGUUGGUAUUAUUAAAGGAUGGAUCAGCGAGUAUUAUGCAGAUUUGGAAAAGUACAAACAAAUGAAACAAUAGAAAACAUACUCAGAAGGUGAUGGAAGACAUUCUAGUUAGUAAAGAAUACCUUUUCUGCUCUUUUUCUGCAUCAUCCGUGCGUUUGACAAUUUGAACUUGUAAAGACCCAUCAAAGAAUGAGAAAUAAAAGAUUCUUGCUGUAUUUUCUAUCCUUCCUGUAAGCUUCUUGCUUCUGAUUAAUAAAGUUGACGCUUUCAUUCUAUUAA
This is a messenger RNA of Benincasa hispida (wax gourd), 1971 nucleotides long. RefSeq lists its product as uncharacterized. Lineage: Eukaryota; Viridiplantae; Streptophyta; Magnoliopsida; Cucurbitales; Cucurbitaceae. The record is from RefSeq and is a predicted model, not a curated record. Gene Ontology annotation, biological process: proteolysis. Gene Ontology annotation, molecular function: dipeptidyl-peptidase activity; serine-type exopeptidase activity.